UGCUCUAAAUUUUCGAACAGAGCUAUGAAUUGUAAGCAUUGUAUGGCUACCCAACACACUUUGCCAGCUCUGACAACUCUGCACAUCCAUAUCAGCUGAUUUCUCGAUCGCUCUCUCCGUUUUCUGUUGUUAUUUAAUUGAUAAACUUGUUGCGGGGGGCCACUCUCCAGAUAACCCCCCACUUUUAAAUUAAUAAAUAUUGCGCAAUGCAACUAACUCAAAUCCUCAGGAUGGCGUGCCAAAACCAAAAUGCCGCCAACUUCUUGAGCAAUGGCAAGAAAAUUGUGGGGGUGGCUCUCAAUUACAUGGACGUUGUGCUGGCCAGGAACGUUCCCGUGCCCAAGGAGCCGCUCGUCUUCCUCAAGCCCACAUCUUCGUACCUCCAGGAGGGUCAGCCCAUUGUGUUACCAAAAGUCUUUACCAAGGUGGCAUAUGAAGUGGAACUAGGCGUGGUGAUUGGAAAGCCCUGCAAGAACGUAUCCAAGGCAGAUGCCAUGAGCUAUGUGGCAGGAUACUGCCUGGCUUUGGAUCUAACUGCCCAGUGCAAUUUGGGACCAGCUCGGGCGGCCGGUCAUCCGUGGACCUUGGGCAAGGGAUUUGAUACUUCUACGCCCGUGUCCCAGUUUAUACCCAUCGAAAAAGUGACGGACCCGCACAACUUGCCGCUUUGGCUCACCGUCAAUGGAGACCUUAAGCAAAACGGGUGCACUGCAGACUUAAUAUUCAAGGUGCCCGACAUCAUUUCCUACGUGUCCAAGUACAUGACCCUGGAGGCCAACGAUCUGAUCCUUACCGGAACGCCCAAUGGUGCCGAUGCGUUCAAGGCAGGCGAUGUAAUUCAGUGUGGAAUGGCCGAUCUCGCUAAAUUGACCUUCCAAGUGGAGGCUGAAUAAAAGUGAAGAAUUUAAUUUUGAUGCUAUAUUCGGAUAUAAUUGGAUAUGUGCAAUGGCUAUUUCUUCUUAUUACUGGCCACAUCAUCACAGGCAACCAAAUAUUUCCACAUCGCUGUGCAAUCGCUGGUGUUUUUCCAUUUGCUGGUCGGGCAGUUGAUGUAGACCUUUUCCAUGACGCAGGCCAGCAAGGUGGCAGGAUAGAAGUCGCAGUCGCCCUUCUUGGGCAUCCAUUGGAACUCCUGCACCCGCUUCCUAGCUAUUUAGAAUUAACCAUUAUUAAGUAGAAAAAAACUUUCGUAUGCUAACUCACCGUAGUCCGUGCAACUAUUGAGGCUCUUCAACAUCAGUUGCGACAUAUUCGGAUCGUUUUUGUAGCGUUGCUGAUAGCUCUUCUGCAAUGCCUGGGUAUUAACAGUGCCAUUGCUCAACAAGAAUCCAUUGGUCCUGAAGGAGCACUCCGCAAUACACUGAGGAUUACACGUUUCCCAAGAGUAAAGCCAGUUUUAAAAUGAUAUAUUUUAGAGCGAUACUUACUGCAUGCAAAGCCACUUUAUCCGACUUAAGAUUGCGCACUUCCCCAUUCGAAUUGGUUGAAUUAUUGCCCAGCAAGGACUUGCGACACGAAUUGAUGGCCUUGUCGUUUUUUUGAACAUCACAGCAUGAGCUCAACUGCCAAAUAUUCAGUUGUAGUAAUAAAAACACGAUUUU
Messenger RNA from Drosophila melanogaster (fruit fly), 1601 nucleotides. RefSeq lists its product as uncharacterized. The record is from RefSeq and is marked reviewed. Lineage: Eukaryota; Metazoa; Arthropoda; Insecta; Diptera; Drosophilidae. The transcript is spliced from 6 exons. Gene Ontology annotation, molecular function: catalytic activity; oxaloacetate tautomerase activity. Bases 231 to 893 code for a protein of 220 amino acids.